Messenger RNA from Laccaria bicolor S238N-H82, 956 nucleotides. RefSeq lists its product as uncharacterized. NCBI's taxonomy places the organism in Eukaryota, Fungi, Basidiomycota, Agaricomycetes, Agaricales, Hydnangiaceae. The transcript has 9 exons. The coding region runs from base 175 to 756 and encodes 193 amino acids. The record is from RefSeq and is a predicted model, not a curated record.
ACCGUGAUUACAUCCCGCCUCCCCGCAUCAAGACCACCGCCAACGCCGACCGCUGCACGCCCUGGCUACGAAUUAACGCCCACGAACGACUCGGAUUACCCCUCGCCAACGCUUAAAGCGCCUCACAUUCACUUACUCAUACCUGCGAUACCCAUUUAAGCACUAUCCGACACGAUGUGGUGUGACAACUGUCUUCUGGUCAUGCCUCUUAGGGGGGGUGCAAUUGCCUGGGCCGUUGUGAUCGCUGCAUAUAGCUUGGCUGGAGGAAUAUUCCUUCUCGUUGAUGGCCAGUACAUAUUCUUCUUUUUCCCUGAAUGGCAAAUAUACGGCGGCAUCGGCAUUGGAGUAGCAGUUUCAGCGAUUCUGACCAUGUUUGCGCUCUCCAACCGAUCGUACAUCUGGACUCGAGUUGUGAAGUUUCUUUGGCCAUUUAUCAUCGUGAUUUGUGCCAUUAGGGCUAUCAUCAUGAUCGUGCAGCUCCAGAGAAAUCAAGACAAGAUCACAUGGGAAUGUAAUAACGGGGGUCAGCAAUGGAGCGAUGCAGCUGUGGCUGAGUCUCAGACGACCUCUACGGGAAGUCUUCCGAGCACCUUUUGUGCCGCGGGGUUCUCCAGCCUAAAUGUUGCUUUUAUUAUUUCGCUUCUCGUGGACCUCGUGUUCCAGCUUUACAUGUUCUUCUUGACUUGGAGAUUCUCUAAGCGGUUGGAGCAUUACGCUAAUAUGAAGGGCCCGUUCCACGGAGGAUACUACGCAUAGGCACCGGGUGUUCUUCUGCUCCUAGUCUCGGACUGUUUCUCGAUCUUCCAUUACCGCUUCUAUACUCACUUGGGACACCCCUCACGAUUUGUACGACAUUACGACCUUUAUGAUGCUUUAUCUUUGCUCCUUUAACGAUGACUUAUUAUUUGAUGACAUUUGAAUAGCGAGCGCCUGUAAUCGAUAUAGUGGGACCGCUU